CUACAACAAUCUUUAGUACGCACAAUGAUUUCUAAGAGAGCACAUUCGGGACUCUUAGUUCCGUUCAUCAUAUUUUGUGCUUUGUCUGCGGCCGAUGCAGUGAACAAAGGUAGUUUAACGUUCGUAAUAGACGAUACAAUGUCCAUGGGAGGUGAAAUAGGGCAAGUGCGGGAAGAAGUUAACAUUAUAUUUGAUAAAGUGCUAAGUUCAAACGCUUCGCAAAUAGAAAAUUUUGUGCUCGUCACUCUAAAUGAUCCGGAAACUGUACUGCGUACCGUUACCAAAGACCCGAAAGAAUUUAAAAGAGCUGUAGAUGCAAUACAUCUUCAUUCGUUCGGCAGGCCGGAUUGUGCAGAAGCUGCUAUGGCAGGCAUUAACUUAGCACUUCGAAGUAGUAUGCCCCACUCGUUUUUGUACGUUUUCACUGAUGCAUCAGCUAAUGACUAUGCAUUGUAUGAUCAGGUUACAAGUCUUGCACACAAAAUGCAGAGCCAGAUUGUAUUUCUAUUGACUGGCGAUUGCGGUGAUAGAAGUACACCUGAAUACCAAGUGUAUCACAAAGUGGCAGAGGCUACGUCAGGACAAGUCUUUAAUAUGGGCAAAAAUGAACUGAAAGAUAUACUGAAAUAUAUUGAGGAGUCUAUUACAGGCAUAGGAAGCAAGAUUGUAGACACAAAAUUUGAACCCGGCUAUGGUAAAAAUCUAACAUAUACCGUCGACUCUCACACUGGAGAUAUACUGGUAGCUAUAACUGGAGAUGAACCCAAAAUAGGAAACGCAAUUGGUCCCAGUGGAAGUCGGCCUUAUACAGAACACAUAGUAUCAAAAAAAAAAGAAAUGGCGGUGGCGAAGGUGACGGGUGCGAUGCCAGGAGAACACGUCGUGCCGGUCGGAAGUAAGUCCGAAACGCACGCAGUUGUGAGAGUAAAAAGCUCAAUCGAUUUUCAACUCGGAUUUAGCGUGUCUCCACCAAAAUCCAGCAAAGAUAUAGUCACAAGACCGGCGCCAAAAGGGAAUGUUCACAUGGGUGUCAAGGUACUCGGGACAGGAGUUAAACUUGAGACAGUUAAAAUACUUGGAAUGAAGGGUGAAGUUAUCGAGGAACUAAAAUUAGAACUAGUCGAUGAAAAAACGCAAUUCUACCGGACACCGUCAUUUAGCCCACCGUCUACUAUGUUUAGUGUAACUAUAAAUGGAUAUGACAUCAAUACUAAAUCGCCAGUGACGAGAAAAAGUCCAACACCUAUAUCUAGACAAGAUUUGUCCACAGAGGAAAAAGUUGAAACAGCACCAGUAGUAACGAUUGAUGGUGACUCGUCAAUAACUCUAUACGAUGAUGAUCCGUUAGAACUGACUUGUAAAGUUCACGCUUACCCCGAACCAGAUAUAAAAUGGGUGGAUAAGGAAUCUGGGAAUGCAAUUCUUGCUGAGACGAACAUCUUCGAAUUACCCUAUGAUUAUAUCAGUAUUUUAAAAAUAGACAAGGCAACCAAAAAUGCCACUUACGAAUGUAAAGCCAACAAUCGCAAUGGAAACGACGUUAAAGGCGUAGAAGUUAUGGCAAAAAGGAGAUUCUAUUUUUAUAUAAUCGAAUCUCCUAAAGAUAUUCGUAUAGAAUAUGCCAAAGAAGGUAAACUUGUUUGCAAGGUAUAUGCCUACCCAUCUGCGACUAUAAACUGGUAUAAAGAUGCAAAACCUUUGUCUAGUAGCAGCCGUAUUGAGAUAUCCAAAGAUCAGACAGUGGUGACCUUGAAAGACAUGCAACCAGGUAUGGAAGGAAAGUUCAUGUGUGAAGCAAGAAAUGAUAAAGAGAGGAAAGUAUUUUAUUCCAACGUUGAAAUAUUUGGUGUAGAAAAACCUGUUAUCGAUAAGACAAUAAACGAAAUCCGUGUCACAGAGAAAACAAAUGGCGAAUUAUCUUGCAGAAUUCUUAAGGGGAUCCCGAAACCAACUAUAGUCUGGUCCUUCCUAGGUUCGGGUACAAAAAUGUAUUUGAAACAAACUGGAGAGACCAUACAGUUGAAAAAUGCUCACAGAGGCCAAAGUGGCCUGUACACAUGUACAGCAAAAAACGUCUUGGGAUCUGAUAAUCACAACACAGAAUUGAUAGUAGAAUAUCCACCACGCAUAAAAAGUGAUGUAAAGGAAAUGAAGAUUUUGGAUGGCGAUAUAGCGAAGUUGCCAUGUGACGUGGAUGGAGUGCCAGCGCCAACGGUAUACUGGACAUUCAAUGGAAUCAAUGUAACAAGUACUUGGAGAACUCAAAUUACUACCGAUUAUAGUCUAAUAAUCAAAACCACUGUAGCUGACACUGGGCAUUAUGUUUGCCACGCAGAUAAUAAGAUUGGAAAAGAUGAAAGAAAAAUUAUUCUAAAAAUACAUCAAAAACCCGUUAUCGAUAAAUCAGUUGCCGAAAUCCGUGUCAGAGAGAAAUCAUAUGGCAAAUUGUCUUGUAGAAUUCUUAAGGGGAUCCCGAAACCAACUAUAAUCUGGUCCUUCCGAGGUUCGGGUACAAAAAAGUAUUUGAAACAAACUGGAGAGACCAUACAGUUGAAAAAAGCUCACAGAGGCCAAAGUGGCCUGUACACAUGUACAGCGAAAAACGUCGAGGGAUCGGAUACUCACAACACAGAAUUGAUAGUAGAAUAUCGACCACGCAUAAAAAGGGGUGUAAAGGUAAUGAAGAUUGUGGAUGGCGAUAAAGCAAAGUUGACAUGUGACGUGGAUGGAGUGCCAGCGCCAACGGUAUACUGGACAUUCAAUGGUAUUGAAGUAACAAAUACUUGGAAAACUGAAAUUACUACCGAUUACAAUUUAAUAAUCAAAACCACUUUACGUGACACUGGAAAUUAUGUGUGCCAUGCAAAAAAUAAGCUUGGGAAAGAUGAACGCAAAGUUUUCCUACAAGUAUACAUUCCAGUGACCAUUGUGGAACCAAAAUCAAAUAUGGUUGAGACCAUGGUUGGCAAGGGAAAGGUACUAAGCUGCACCGCUAUGGGGUACCCCGAACCAGACAUAAAAUGGACUUUCCACAAGACCUUUGAUGCUCCUGGCACAUCAGUGCCAGGAGCAUCAAAGGUCGUGACAUCAGUCACGUAAGUAUUGCGAUAUAGC
Spodoptera frugiperda (fall armyworm) is the source of this 3114-nucleotide messenger RNA. Its product is annotated as hemicentin-2-like. Gene Ontology annotation, biological process: homophilic cell-cell adhesion; synapse organization. Gene Ontology annotation, molecular function: axon guidance receptor activity. The coding region runs from base 25 to 3099 and encodes 1024 amino acids. The transcript is spliced from 20 exons. Lineage: Eukaryota; Metazoa; Arthropoda; Insecta; Lepidoptera; Noctuidae. Gene Ontology annotation, cellular component: axon; plasma membrane; neuronal cell body. The record is from RefSeq and is a predicted model, not a curated record.